This is a messenger RNA of Grammomys surdaster, 1687 nucleotides long. RefSeq names its product IQ motif containing C (gene Iqcc). Lineage: Eukaryota; Metazoa; Chordata; Mammalia; Rodentia; Muridae. The transcript is spliced from 4 exons. The record is from RefSeq and is a predicted model, not a curated record. The coding region runs from base 32 to 1330 and encodes 432 amino acids.
UUCUCUACAUUAGGCUGCCUUCCGGGGCUUCAUGGUCCGACGUCAAUUCCAGAGCCUUCGAGCUGAGUAUGAGGCAAUUGUCCAGGAGAUUGAGGGUGACCUCAGCACGCUUCAGUGGACUGGGGGAUGGAUUCCAAGGCCCAUAUUUCUCCCAGAGGCAAAAUCUCAUCGAUCCUGGAAAGCAGAGAAAAUCACAAACCCAGAGCAGAAACUAUGGAGCCAUUCCCCAUAUAAAGACUCUAAAAAGGAACUCAUCUGGGAGGAGAUGGCUCUGAAGAAGACAGAAAAGAGCCCAGCAAAGCCAGGAAGUCUUUGCAGAGAUGAUAGCCCCUGGUCACAGGCUGAGCAGGGCAGGAGAGCCAGCCAGGGGAACAGCAGAGAUACCUCUGUCUCCAGGGUGGAAAAUGCAGUCACAGAUCUAGGAUUGUCCCAGAGCCAACAGGAGCUCCAGGAGCAGCGCAACCACUUGGCCAUGGAGCUGCUGUGGCUGCAGCAGGCCAUCAACAGUCGAAAGGAGUACCUAAUUCUCAAGCAAACCCUGAGAUCCCCAGAAGCCAGCCAGACCAGAGACGAGCCUCCCAACACGUGCCUGAAGCACAGGGGACAGGCCCAUGAGAAAACCUGGUUGCAGUCAAGCUGUGUUCUGGACAACCAGUCGUACAGAGACAGGAUUAUAGGAGAGCCCUGUCAUGCAGAGGACACCUGCCACAAGGGCAGACUGCAGCCCCAGAAAUCCCCAGACAGUGUGACCAGUACUGGCAAAGCCACUGCUGGGUCUAAAGGCAGGGAACUCUGCUAUGGGAACUCUGGAUCACACCUGCCUGCAGCAUUAGAGAGCCAGGCUGGAGGGGACAGGGUCGCCAAAGGGCCAGACCAUGGAGGACAGCCCUUUAAUGAAACCUCCCUACAGCAGUUGAAACUCCUAGAGGAUCAGACCCCUGGGGACCUCAGGUUUAGGAGUCCUUAUUCUGGAAAAGCUGAAACACAGCCACCUACUCUCUGCGAAAAUCUAAAUGUUAACGACAGAUAUUCCAGAAAGCCAAGCUACAAGGAGGCCGACUGCCGAAGGGCCGGGCCCUGUGAUUUGAGUAUCUCAGAAGGCCACAUGAUUUGGGAUGAGACCUUGGCAGGGCAGGAACGUGGUAGUCUGGAUCUCACAAGGACUAAACCACCCAAGAGCCAACCUCCUAGUACUAGCACUUCUAGGUAUCUCACAAGGACUAAACCACCCAAGAGCCAACCCCCUAGUGCUAGCACUUUGAGCCAUGGAACGACCAGUGAGCUUAGUCCAGAAGGAUGGGAAAGCCAUGGGACUCUGCAGUGCAGAUGAAGAAAUGGAGAACUUGUCUUUCGCAAGACAGGACUAGGGGAAGGGCAGAUACUAGCAAGAAAGCAGGACCAUCAGGGAAGACGUGAGGAUCUAGGAGAGGAAGGGUUCCCAAAGGGGAUGCUAUGAAAAAUGAUAAGGGAAGCAGGCCCUUGUCCUGCCUCCGUGGUAUCACCUCUGUCUCCUGCCCUUGGCCCUUGGUAUCAGGCUAAGAGAAGCUGGAGGGCUGAACUGGUACAAUAGGAGAAAGGAGGAGGCCAUGCCCUUGUAUCUUCCGCCUGUGACUUAAGCCAAAUUUCACCUUGUCUUGGGGUAACUAGGGUAGGAGGAUCAUGGAGAAUAAGAGUUUUUCUUGGACUG